Molecule: messenger RNA, 2359 nt
Organism: Colossoma macropomum (tambaqui)
Lineage: Eukaryota; Metazoa; Chordata; Actinopteri; Characiformes; Serrasalmidae
Gene: abcg2d
Product: ATP-binding cassette, sub-family G (WHITE), member 2d
Exons: 16
Coding region: 125-2101 (658 amino acids)
Cellular component (GO): plasma membrane
Molecular function (GO): ATP hydrolysis activity; ABC-type transporter activity; ATP binding
Source: RefSeq, a predicted model, not a curated record
UAAAAGCAUCAGUGCUGGAGGAGUCUGUGUUAACUUCAAAACCCUGGAGGAAAGAGGAAGUGGCCUCAAAGCAGCGGUCAAAAAUCAUAAUAAGGGGAAAGGGUCAAAGCCUCAUCCUCAGAAGAUGGAAGGCCGAGUGAAUCAUGGCAACAUUGAAAUGAUGGAAGAGAUGGGCCAAAACGGGACAGUAGGGUCAGUGGUCAUCACAACGGAGACCACCAAACAGAAACAUGGAGCCACCGUCAGCUUCCACAACAUCCAGUACAGCGUGAAGAUGAAGAGCGGGCCGGUCUGUAAGAGGAAGGUCCUCACAAAAGACAUCCUGCAGGACCUCAAUGGAAUCAUGAGACCUGGGCUAAAUGCUAUUUUAGGCCCUACAGGAAGCGGCAAGUCUUCGUUUCUGGACGUGCUUGCAGCCAGGAAGGACCCCUCAGGUCUGUCUGGUGAAGUCCUGAUCGAUGGUGCUUCACAACCACCCAAUUUCAAAUGUCUUUCUGGCUACGUUGUACAGGAUGAUGUGGUGAUGGGUACUCUGACAGUAAGGGAGAAUCUGUGUUUCUCAGCUGCGCUGCGUCUCUCCUCCUCCGUGAGCCAGAAGGAGAAGGAGGCCAGAGUUAACCACCUCAUCGCUGAGCUGGGCCUCAGCAAAGUGGCCGAUGCACGGGUGGGAACUCAGCUGAUUCGGGGAGUCUCUGGAGGAGAGCGGAAGAGAACAAACAUCGGUAUGGAGCUGAUCAUUGACCCGUCUGUGCUGUUCUUGGAUGAGCCAACCACCGGCCUGGAUGCAAGCACAGCCAACUCUGUGCUGCAUCUACUUAAACGAAUGGGCAAUAAUGGGCGUACUAUUAUCAUGUCCAUCCACCAGCCACGCUACUCCAUCUACCGGCUCUUUGACAGCCUCACACUGCUGGUCAGCGGCAAACAGGUUUACCAUGGGCCGGCCCGGAAGGCUCUGGACUACUUUGCCAACAUCGGUUAUGCCUGUGAAGCCCAUAAUAACCCAGCGGAUUUCUUCCUGGAUGUGAUUAAUGGAGACUCUGUGGCUGUUACUAUGGCCAAGUUGCAGAAUGCCGAAGAUAUAGAGUUUGAGGAGUCUGGAGACGCGAGGCAGAGCAUUGAAGAGCGUCUAGUGGAGCAGUACAGGAACAGCAGCUAUGCUCAAGACACCAAGGCUGAACUACAGCGCAUCAUCCAGGGCAAAGAGUACAGCGUCAGGCCCAAGUCUCGCACCAUCACCUACAACAGUGGCUUCUGCCAUCAGUUUAAAUGGGUUUUGAAAAGAACUUUCCGCAACCUGAUGCUGAACCCUCAGUCUUCUGUUGCACAGCUUGGAGUCACUGUCUUCCUGGCCCUCAUUGUUGGUGCCAUCUUCUUUAAAGUGAAGGACAACCAGAGUGGAAUACAGAACAGGUUUGGUGCUCUGUUCUUCAUCACAACCAAUCAGUGUUUCAACACUAUCUCAGCCGCAGAGCUCUUCAUCACAGAGAGGAAACUCUUCAUACAUGAGUACACCAGCGGCUACUACAGAGUCUCUGUCUACUUUCUGACUAAGAUCCUCUCUGACAUCAUCACCAUGCGCACAAUUCCUGCUGUACUCUUCACCUGCAUCUCCUAUUUUAUGAUUGGAUUUAAGCAGACGGCAGCAGCAUUCUUCAUCUUCAUGUUUACAGUGACCCUGGUGGCAUGCACAGCCACAGCUAUGACCAUGGCCAUCUCCGCUGACCAGUCUGUGGUGGCCGUGGCGAACAUCUUCAUGACCAUCACCUUCGUCUUUAUGAUGAUUUUCUCUGGUCUGCUGGUGAAUCUGGAGACUGUGGUGGCCUGGCUCAACUGGCUCAAGUACUUCAGUAUCCCACGCUAUGGACUUACAGCUUUGGAGAUAAAUGAAUUUGUGGGACUGAACUUCUGCAAAAACCUCACAGCUGAACUAGCCAACUACACACAGGGGAUCACGUGUACAGGCGAACAGCAUCUGACAUCCCAGGGAAUCGAUUACUCCACCUGGGGUUUAUGGCAGAACCACGUGGCCCUGAUCAUUAUGACCAUCCUUUUCCUCAUCAUCGCCUACAUCAAGCUCAGAUUCAUCCGCAAGUUCUCAUGAGUGUUCCGCUUGGUGUGUCUUUAAUGUGACCUCCUGGACAGUCAUUGCCCUAUGCAUGUGAUCUAGGCUGGACCAGUUAGGUGAGCUUGUUGGGGGUGGACUAAAAAAAUGCACUGAGCUCCUCCAGAAUAUUUGCACAUCUUGAUGCAAAAGCAAUCCAGAGUGCAAAAAUCAUCAGUGUUAUUCUUUCCCUCGAAAAAUGAAUUAAAUGAGAUGCUUCUGUAUAAGAGUUUCAACCUACUUUCAAUCUGUAACAAU